Molecule: messenger RNA, 654 nt
Organism: Peronospora matthiolae
Lineage: Eukaryota; Oomycota; Peronosporomycetes; Peronosporales; Peronosporaceae
Source: the annotation of a GenBank genome assembly
AUGGCACGGUCGCUCUCUUUCUUCUCCGAGUACAACUUCUUCGUGCACUACAAGCCAGGCAAGACUAACACUUUUGCUGACGCACUGUCACGACGUUCAGAUUACGAUCCUCGUAUGGCACUGAGUCGACAGGCAACUCAAGACGACAAUGAAGACGAUCGAUGUGCGACGUGUGUGCCGUUGAAUCUAACUCGGGUCACACCCGAGUUAUGCCUUAACGAUGAAAUUGUCGCGGCUUACGCGAACGAUCCGGAUUACGCGGACAUUAUUGCCUAUCUGCGCGCUCCCAGUGAUGCUGCACUGGGAGCUCUUUCGCGAACGAAGCGUGAACACAUUCAACGAUACAGUAUAGAUGGUGAUUUGCUGCUAUCCAUCAUCGAUAAAUCCGAUGCACCUCGAACGGUGAUUGCGAAUGACUUGGAUUUGCGUGCUCGUAUCAUCCACGAGUACCAUGAUGCCCCAAUUGGAGGUCAUCUGGACCGCGAAAAGACAUUCGCGGCUGUCUCACUUGACUUCUUCUGGCCCCACAUGUACAAGAGGGUUCACAACUGGGCUCGCACCUGCAAAAUAUGUCAGCGCGUGAAUCCAUCUCCAUCGUCACAGGCACCCCUGCGACCCCUGACAAUUGCAGCUGAGGCUUGGCGCUCAUUUUAA